This is a messenger RNA of Mastomys coucha (southern multimammate mouse), 10579 nucleotides long. It is a transcript of the gene Arfgef3, whose product is annotated as ARFGEF family member 3. The transcript has 34 exons. Gene Ontology annotation, biological process: regulation of ARF protein signal transduction. Lineage: Eukaryota; Metazoa; Chordata; Mammalia; Rodentia; Muridae. Gene Ontology annotation, molecular function: guanyl-nucleotide exchange factor activity. Bases 565 to 7077 code for a protein of 2170 amino acids. The record is from RefSeq and is a predicted model, not a curated record.
GAGAGAACUGUAUUAGAGGCUAAUGUAUGCGUGUAAUACAUUGUCAUGUAAACUCCCGGCAGGCAGACAUAUGACGUAGUUCUCGUGGGAUGGCUUCAGCCUACAGGGAGGGGACCAGCUGUUUACUAUUUACUAUUUAUUACUAUCUACCCCCUAGUGUAGCAGGUCUCAGAGAUGCCAGGAUGCGCCGGCCCAGCAGGUGAUUGGCACAAGCUACCAGGCCCCUCCCUGUCCUCCGCCCGUGGAUCUCGGUGAAUUCCCAAGGGCAGAGCCUGGCAGGCAGCCAGCCAGCCACAGAUCCCCACCUUUGGAUGAAGCCUGGUACCCCAGGUCCUCUUGGACUCUAGGUAGGCGGCUGGGGCCUCCCGGGUUCCCCAGCUGGUGAGCACACCUGACCCGGCGGGCGUGGCAACAGGCGUGGCGGCGGGGCUGACGUGGCCCGUGGCGCGGAGCGGGUGUGAUUCAUCAGCGGCCGCCGAGAGCGAUGGGGACGAGCGCCGAGGCCUCCUAGGCGCGUCCCCUGCGCGAUAUCGGGGUCGGUGGCCUCGCUCUGGGAAAGCCAAGAUGGAAGAGAUCCUGAGGAAGCUGCAGAGAGAUGCGUCCGGAAGCAAAUACAAAGCCAUCAAAGAGAGCUGCACCUGGGCCCUGGAAACCCUGGGUGGCCUGGACACUCUUGUGAAGAUCCCUCCCCACUUGUUGAGGGAGAAAUGCUUGCUGCCUCUCCAGUUGGCUUUGGAAUCAAAGAAUGUGAAGCUGGCCCAACAUGCUUUGGCAGGAAUGCAGAAGCUCCUGUCAGAAGAGAGAUUUGUAUCCAUGGAGACAGACUCUGAUGAGAAGCAGCUGCUCAAUCAGAUCCUGAAUGCAGUGAAAGUGACACCUUCACUCAAUGAGGACCUGCAGGUGGAAGUAAUGAAGGUUUUACUGUGCAUCACCUACACCCCGACAUUUGACAUGAAUGGGAGUGCUGUGCUGAAGAUCGCAGAGGUGUGCAUUGAGACAUACACAUGCAGCUGUCACCAGCGCAGUAUCAACACUGCCGUGCGUGCGACACUCAGUCAGAUGUUGGGUGACCUGACUUUACAGUUACGGCAGAGACAGGAGAACACGAUAAUUGAAAACCCAGAUGUUCCACAGGAAUUCAGGAGUCAAGGCUUAACAGUAGAGGCCCUUUGUGAUGACGUUGUCUCUGUCCUCGCAGUUCUGUGUGAGAAGCUACAAGCCUCCAUAAAUGACAGCCAGCAGCUACAGCUUCUGUACCUGGAAUGCAUUCUCUCUGUGCUCAGCAGCUCCUCUUCCUCCAUGUACCUGCACAGGGGCUUCACUGACCUCAUCUGGAAAAGCCUCUGCCCUGCUCUUGUUGUGAUCCUGGGGAACCCAAUUCACGACAAAACAAUCACCUCUGCUCACAGCACCAGCACCAGUACCAACAUGGAGUCGGACUCUGCCUCUCUUGGUGUGUCUGACCAUGGCCGAGGCUCAGGCUGCUCCUGCACUGCACCUACCCUCAGUGGGCCUGUGGCCCGCACCAUCUAUUACCUUGCAGCUGAGCUUGUCCGCUUAGUAGGGUCAGUGGACUCCAUGAAGCCAGUGCUCCAGUCCCUCUAUCACCGAGUGCUCCUGUAUCCCCCUCCCCAGCACAGAGUGGAGGCCAUCAAGAUCAUGAAAGAGAUACUCGGGAGCCCACAGCGUCUGUAUGACUUGGCUGGACCAAGCUCUAUUGAGUCUGAACCAAGGAAAAGAUCUAUUUCCAAAAGAAAGUCUCACUUGGAUCUUCUCAAACUCAUCAUGGACGGCAUGACAGAAGCAUGCAUCAAAGGCGGCAUUGAAGCCUGCUACGCUGCUGUGUCCUGUGUCUGCACCUUGCUUGCGGCUCUGGAUGAACUCAGCCAGGGGAAAGGCUUGAGCGACAGUCAAGCACAGCAGCUGCUUCUGCGCCUUGAAGAGCUGAGGGAUGGGGCCGAGUCAAGCAGGGACUCCAUGGAAAUUAAUGAGGCUGACUUCCGCUGGCAGCGGAGGGUGCUGUCCUCAGAGCACACGCCAUGGGAGACGGGCAACGAGAGGAGCCCUGACAUCAGCAUCAGUGUCACCACAGACACAGGCCAGACUACCUUGGAAGGAGAAUUGGGUCAGACGACACCAGAGGACCACAAGAAUGGGCUCAAGUCACCAGCCAUUCGGGAAGGCAAGGAGACAAUGGGCAAAGUGUUGGAACCUGAGGCCAUCGACCAGCCCGAUGUGGUUCAGAGAAGCCAUACAGUCCCUUACCCUGAUAUCACUAACUUCCUGUCAGUGGACUGCAGGACAAGGUCCUAUGGAUCUAGGUAUAGUGAGAGCAACUUCAGUGUAGAUGACCAAGACCUGUCGAGGACUGAAUUUGAUUCCUGUGAUCAGUAUUCCAUGGCAGCAGAAAAGGACUCAGGUAGGUCUGAUGUGUCGGACAUUGGAUCAGACAACUGCUCACUGGCUGAUGAAGAACAGACCCCUCGGGACUACAUGGGCCAUCGGUCCCUUCGAACCGCUGCUUUGUCUCUCAAACUCCUGAAGAACCAGGAGGCAGACCAGCACAGCGCCCGACUCUUUGUACAGUCCCUUGAGGGCGUCCUUCCCCGGCUCCUGGCCCUGUCCAGUGUGGAAGAGGUGGACUCUGCCCUUCAGAACUUUGCCUCUACUUUCUGCUCAGGCAUGAUGCACUCUCCUGGCUUUGAUGGAGGCAGUAGCCUGAGCUUCCAGAUGCUGAUGAAUGCAGACAGCUUGUACACGGCAGCACUCUGUGCCCUUCUGCUCAACCUGAAGCUCUCCCAUGGUGACUACUACCGGAAGCGACCAGCCGUGGCACCAGGCAUGAUGAAAGAGUUCAUGAAACAGGUGCAGACCAGCGGUGUGCUGAUGGUCUUCUCCCAAGCCUGGAUAGAGGAACUGUACCAUCAGGUGCUGGAGAGAAACAUGCUGGGAGAAGCUGGCUACUGGGGCAGCCCUGAGGACAACAGCCUUCCCCUCAUCACCAUGCUCACCGAUAUUGAUGGCCUAGAGAGCAGUGCAAUCGGUGGCCAGUUGAUGGCAUCAGCUUCAGUGGAGUCGCCAUUCACCCAGAGCCGGAGACUUGAUGAUUCCAUGGUAGCAGGUGUUGCAUUUGCCCGUUAUAUUUUGGUUGGCUGCUGGAAGAACCUGAUUGAUACUCUGUCAACCCCCUUGACUGGUCGGAUGGCAGGAAGCUCCAAGGGGCUGGCCUUCAUCCUUGGAGCUGAGGGCAUCAAAGAGCAGAACCAGAAAGAACGAGAUGCCAUCUGCAUGAGCCUUGAUGGGCUGCGGAAAGCUGCUCGGCUGAGCUGUGCCCUAGGGGUUGCCGCUAACUGUGCCUCAGCUCUUGCUCAAAUGGCAGCUGCAUCCUGUGUCCAAGAAGAGAAAGAAGAAAGGGAAGCCCAAGAGCCCAGUGAUGCCCUAGCACAAGUGAAACUAAAAGUGGAGCAGAAACUGGAGCAGAUGGGGAAGGUGCAGGGGGUGUGGCUGCACACAGCCCACGUCUUGUGCAUGGAUGCCAUCCUCAGCGUAGGCCUGGAGAUGGGAAGCCACAAUCCGGACUGCUGGCCACACGUGUUCAGGGUUUGCGAGUAUGUGGGCACACUGGAGCACACCCACUUCAGCGACAGCGUCUCCCAGCCCCCUCUGACCAUCCACCAGCCACAGAAGACACCUGGGAGCUCUGGCCUCCUUGGCGAACUUGAGUUUAAGAGCUCGUCCCAGGAGCAGAGCCUGGAGCAGGGGCCUUCCCUGAACACAGCCCCCGUGGUCCAGCCACACUCCAUCCAGGAGCUUGUUCGGGAAUGUAGCCGUGGCCGGACCUCAGACUUCCGGGGAGGCAGUCUGAGUGGCAGCAGUGCUGCCAAGGUGGUGCUCAGUCUCUCUACCCAGGCCGACAGGCUCUUUGACGAUGCUACUGACAAGUUGAACUUAACGGCCUUGGGAGGAUUCCUCUACCAACUCAAAAAGGCGUCCCAGUCCCAGCUCUUCCAUUCAGUGACAGACACAGUCGACUACUCUCUGACCAUGCCAGGUGAAGUCAAGUCUACCCAGGAUCAGAAAAGCGCUCUGCACCUGUUCCGCCUCGGGGAUGCCAUGCUGCGGAUUGUGAGGAGCAAAGCCCGGCCCCUGCUCCACGUGAUGCGCUGCUGGAGCCUCGUGGCCCCACACCUGGUAGAGGCUGCCUGCCAUAAAGAACGCCAUGUGUCUCAGAAGGCUGUUUCCUUCAUCCAUGAUAUCUUGACGGAGGUUCUCACUGACUGGAGUGAGCCGCCGCACUUCCACUUUAACGAGGCACUCUUCCGGCCCUUUGAGCGUAUCAUGCAGCUGGAGCUCUGUGAUGAAGAUGUUCAAGACCAGGUGGUCACCUCCAUUGGGGAGCUGGUUGAGGUGUGCUCUGCACAGAUACAGUCAGGAUGGAGACCCCUGUUCAGUGCUCUGGAAACAGUGCACACUGGGAACAAGUCAGAGGUGAAGGAGUACCUGGUUGGGGACUACUCUAUGGGAAAAGGCCAGGCUCCUGUUUUUGAUGUGUUUGAAGCCUUUCUCAAUACUGACAACAUCCAGGUCUUUGCUAAUGCAGCUACUAGCUACAUCAUGUGCCUUAUGAAGUUUGUCAAGGGGCUGGGGGAAGUAGACUGUAAAGAGAUUGGAGACUGUGUUCCUGGAACUGGAGCUACAUCUACAGACCUGUGCCUGCCUGCCUUGGAUUACCUCAGACGUUGUUCUCAGUUAUUGGCCAAGAUCUACAAAAUGCCCUUAAAGCCAAUAUUCCUUAGUGGGCGACUUACCAUUUUGCCACGAAGACUUCAGGAACAGUCGGCAAGCAGUGAAGAUGGCAUUGAAUCAGUCCUGUCAGAUUUUGAUGAUGACACUGGUCUGAUAGAAGUCUGGAUCACCCUGUUGGAGCAGUUAACAGCAGCUGUGUCCAACUGUCCACGGCAACACCAACCACCCACCUUAGAUUUACUCUUUGAACUGUUGAGAGAUGUCACCAAAACACCUGGCCCUGGGUUUGGAAUCUAUGCAGUUGUUCACCUUCUCCUUCCUGUGAUGUCUCUGUGGCUCCUUCGUAGCCACAAGGACCAUUCCUACUGGGAUGUGGCAUCUGCUAACUUCAAGCAUGCCAUUGGUCUGUCCUGCGAGCUGGUGGUGGAGCACAUUCAAAGCUUUCUACACUCAGACAUCAGAUAUGAAAGUAUGAUCAACACCAUGCUGAAGGACCUCUUUGAGCUGCUGGUAGUAUGUGUGGCCAAGCCCACAGAAACCAUCUCCAGAGUUGGCUGUUCUUGCAUUAGGUAUGUUCUCGUGACAGCUGGUCCCGUGUUUACGGAGGAGAUGUGGAGACUUGCAUGCUGUGCUCUUCAGGAUGCCUUCUCAGCCACACUCAAGCCAGUGAAGGACCUGCUAGGCUGCUUCCACAGUGGCACAGAGGGCUUCAGUGGGGAAGGCUGCCAGGUGCGAGUAGCAGCCCCAUCUUCCUCCCCGAGUGCUGAGGCAGAGUACUGGCGCAUCCGGGCCAUGGCCCAGCAGGUGUUUAUGUUGGACACCCAGUGUUCACCCAAGACUCCAAACAACUUCGAUCAUGCUCAGUCCUAUCAGCUCAUCAUUGAACUGCCUCAUGAUGAGAAACCAAAUGGACAUGCCAAGAAAAGCGUUUCUUUCAGGGAGAUUGUGGUUAGCUUGCUCUCUCACCAAGUACUGCUCCAGAACCUGUAUGACAUUCUGCUGGAAGAGUUUGUCAAAGGCCCCUCUCCGGGAGAGGAGAAGACUGUCCAAGUGCCAGACACCAAGCUGGCCGGCUUCCUCAGAUACAUUUCCAUGCAGAACCUGGCUGUGAUAUUUGACCUGCUGCUGGACUCCUAUAGGACUGCCCGGGAAUUUGACACCAGCCCAGGGCUGAAAUGCCUGCUGAAGAAAGUGUCUGGCAUUGGAGGAGCAGCCAACCUCUACCGCCAGUCUGCCAUGAGCUUUAACAUUUACUUUCAUGCCCUGGUUUGCGCGGUUCUCACCAACCAAGAAGCCAUCACAGCCGAGCAAGUUAAGAAAGUGUUGUUCGAAGAGGAGGAGCGAAGCUCAGAUUCCUCCCAGCAGUGCUCAUCAGAGGAUGAAGACAUCUUUGAGGAGACAGCUCAGGUGAGCCCCCCACGAGGCAAGGAGAAAAGGCAGUGGAGGGCACGCCUGCCUUCGCUCAGUGUGCAGCCAGUAAGCAAUGCAGACUGGGUGUGGCUGGUCAAGAGGCUGCACAAGCUGUGCAUGGAACUCUGUAACCACUACAUCCAGAUGCACCUAGACCUGGAGAGCAGCUUGGAGGAGCCACUCACCUUCAAGAGUGACCCGUUCUUCAUUCUCCCCUCCUUCCAGUCUGAAUCAUCCACCCCAUCAACAGGUGGCUUCUCCGGGAAAAACACACCCUCCGAAGAUGACCGCAGGGAGCACAUAAAUGAACCUCUGAGUCUGAGGGUCGGCAGUGGGGACGUGCUGAUGCUGCCUCCCAGCCCCAAAACAGAGAAGAAGGAUCCUGGCCGCAAAAAAGAGUGGUGGGAGAGUGCGGGAAACAAGAUUUGCACAAUGGCCGCUGACAAGACCAUCUCAAAGCUGAUGACUGAGUACAAGAAGAGGAGGCAGCCACACAACCUGCCCCCCUUCCCCAAGGAAGUCAAGGUGGAUAAGAAAGGGGAGCCCCUGGGGCCCCGGGGUCCUGACUCCCCGCUGCUUCAGCGGCCACAGCAUCUCAUAGACCAAGGGCAGAUGCGCCAUUCCUUCAGCGCAGGCCCAGAGCUGCUGCGGCAGGAGAAGAGACCCCGUUCAGGCUCCACAGGAAGCUCCCUGAGUGUCUCUGUGCGAGAUGCAGAGGCACAGAUCCAGGCGUGGACCAACAUGGUGCUGACUGUUCUCAAUCAGAUUCAGAUCCUUCCAGACCAGACCUUCACGGCUCUCCAGCCGGCUGUGUUCCCAUGCAUCAGCCAGCUGACCUGUCACGUGACCGACAUCAGAGUCCGUCAAGCUGUGAGGGAAUGGCUGGGAAGAGUGGGCCGUGUCUAUGACAUCAUCAUUUAGAGGAAAUGCCUACAGCGUCUGCCUGUCCAUCCAGCCAAUUGCAUUUUCUCAACCACCAUCCCUCUCAAACCAGGCCUCUAAGAAACUAGUUCUCAGAAACAUAGUAACAAAGCUAUCUCUAAGCUCUCCUUAAUUAGUCAACCUUGGGUUAGUCUGGAUGUCAACAUAGGAUACAAGUAACGUAGUGAUCUCUGGCCUUGAAUAUUAUUACAGAAGAGUCUACAUUACUUGAUACAUUUCUAAAUUUAAUUUCCAAGUGCAUUUGCUUGAAGUAUUAUACCCACAUGGGUUAUUUUCAACACUUUCCUUUGGAAGCCCUAGCCUGAUCCAUUUUGAGUCAUCCUUUUCAAACUAAGUCCUUAAGAAAACAUUUGCUGGUAAGUCCAACUGAUAUGAAGUCAUAUAUCUGGCACCAGACAAAAUUAAUCAGCAAAACUUAUAAUCUGAUUAUAGUUUGGUUGGGAAGAAAACUGCAGAAGUUUAUUUUUAUUGUGUGUUUGGUUUUGUUUUGUUUUUCAGUGUUCUAAUCAAAAAAGAAAUUACUUCUAAAAUUUAUUCAGGAACAUUUCAACAUUAUUCUUAAGGUUUUUAGAUUUUUAUGUUAAUAUUCACAAGUUCCCCAGGUAAGGUACUAUUGUGCCUUUAUGUCUCUGUUUUUAAAGGAAGGAAAUUCUUUCCAAGCAUGAUUUCAAGUCUGUGGCAUUGACAUGAAGCACCCAGUGGUGUACAUUGUCACAAGACUUGAUACUGACUACUCUGUGUCCCAUGAGUCUUUGCUUCUGUUCCCAAGGCAGACAAAGAAAAGAAAGAAAAUUGGUGCCUUAGUCUUUGUUCCACAGAUAUUUCUAUGCCCCACGAUUAUCUGAACAAUAAUGUAUGACACUCAGUUUUAAGAAAGAUUAAGAUUGAUUUUAUAUCAGUAGUUUUUGGAGGAAAGGAACUCGGAGUCCUCCAUCUGGUGAGCGUACUUCUCAGGGGAGGGGCAAGAACUGUGGGAUGGGAAAACAGCUGGAAGGGGUGGGCUGGGGCUGUGAUAGAAUCAUUGUAAAUCUUCAACUAUGAUACAGUUGUGAAAUGAUGAUGUCACUUAUACACACAUUAGACUGAAUGGGAAAGGGACACUGAAUUUAGAAAACUAAUUUUUUUCUAUAUAAAACACUUCUCUCUAGUAAAUUUACUCUCUUUUAACUCAUGUUUUUCAAUCUAAUAUUUUACCUGGAGAUUUCUUUUUCUAAGUAUUAUUAGAAAAUGAAUUUGAAAUAUAGAAUCAUGUCUAUCGGGGUUAAUAAUUGAGCCUGAGGCUUAUACAUUCUUAGGAACCACUGAGCUCCCCAGAGUCCUCACCACAAUAUAUUUUAUACUUUUUACAUUAUAAUAAUGACUAAAGCUUUUUAGACAAGCCCACUUACACUCUAUAGUAUAGGAUUAGUUACUGAAGCGUUCAUGUCAUUUAGCUAGUGCCUAAAAGUAUAUUCAUGCAUCAUCCUCUAAAAAUGAAACCUCCACUCUUAAAAAUUGAAGGAUUUAAUAGGGAUUGAACUUUAUCCAGUGAUAAUAUUCAUAAAUGUUGCCCUCCAUGAGAACUACAUAGAUAUCUACAAGGUCAGAGCAAGGUUCUUUGGCUUAUCUGGAAAGUCAAAAAAAAAAUUCCCAUUAUUCAUCAUAUCACCUAAACAAAUCAGAGUCUAGAGGACAUUUUCCUAAUCCCACAAAGCAAUCUUUGCCUUUAGACAGUGAAUCUACUUGGGUAAUAAGUUUAAAAACUGACCUAAACAUGUUUUAGUUUCUCUAUUUACUAAUGUUGGGAAUCAAACCAAGACUCUGUGCAAACAACACAGAUGUUCCACACUAUUGAGCUGUAUCCUCAUCUCUUAACUCUUUGAAUAUACAAUGAGUUAUUUUACCUUCAACUUUAGAUUUUAUGGACCUUGUAAAUGCAGUUGAGACUUAACUAUUUUAUUCUUUUGUUGAGUAAACCAAGAAGUAUGCCCUAAUCAUUUGCUUUUGUAGAUUCUUUGAAAAACCUCUUCUUGGUCAGCCAGGAAGUACCUCUGUUUACUAGAAAAGGCGCUUUGGUGACCCAGAUUACAGAAUGUCACAAAAUGUGGCUCUGCAUAAAGUAGAAAAGCCAGUUUCCUUGUACAAAUGCACCAGAAGUAUGUUAGUCACUUGUUCUGAAUUGAGACCCCAUUUUCCCACAGACCAGCUACUACAAGCAUACAAGACUAGUUUGUGAAAGUGUUCUCUAACAUCCUAAUUGUGGGUCUUAAGAGUAAAAGAGUGAGAUGUACCCAACUCCUUACCUGCAAUGUUGUAAAUAUUGGCAUAUCCUCCCAUCAAUCCUUUAUGAAUCCAUUCCAAGUCCCACUUUGUUCUUAAACCUCCUCCAAACCCUCUCCAGAAAAGAACACUGCAUCCUUCAGAGUUAACCAGAGGGGGCGGUAUUUGUAGUUUCAAAUGGAUACUCAAUGCAAAGUCAUAGCCAGUGAGGCUCAGUGUGUAAGUGCACUGUUCUCUAGGUAAGAGGAAUAACAAGCAAUUAGGAGACUUGGGUGAACAAAGGCCCCUUCCCUCGCCCAGGCAGCCCCGUUCAGUGUCUAGUCUCUCCUUCCCUCGCCCAGUCAGCCCCGUUCAGUGUCUAGUCUCUGCCUUUACCGCUCUCUUCUUUCACUCCUUACAGUCUCUGAAUGGACCCAGUGGUUUUCCCCUUAGUCACUUAGACUGAAGAUCAAGGUCAAGGUGGGCUUUUGAACUUUAAAACAGUCAUUAGCAGAAUGUACAGUUAUGUCCAGAAGUAAGCAGAACGGGGUUUUAUGUGUUGCUUUUAGUUACAUGUGUUUACCAAAAGUAUAUUGCUUAAGGUUAAAAUUUUUUCUUUUCUUCGAAAAGUAUACAUCAUGAAACAGGCAACACAGUACCACAUAAACCAGGCAUGAUGAUACAUAUGUAUUAUCCCAGCAUGGUGUAUACCCAUAAUCCUAGUACUCAGAAGGUAAAAGCAGGAAAAUGGAAAUUCAAGGGCAUUUUAAGUUACACAGGGAAUUUGAAGCCAGCCUGGGCUACAUGAAAUCUUGUAGAAUACGGUUUCAGUUUUAAUAGUGAAAGGCUCAUAAAUUGUUCAGAUCCUCCCUUAGCUCCUACUGCCCUCAGUUAGCUUAAAGAUUUAAGGCUCCCUCUACAUACUCUCUUUCCUUCUUCCCUUUAGGAUAGCCCCAUAUUUCUACAUGAAGGCAAAAUUAGAACACAUUUUAUCAUUUUUGAUUAUUUAAUCACUAACCAUAAGGACCUUGAAAAAUGCUAACAGACAUUACAGAUCAGAUAACAGUAUUUUAAAUCAAGCCAGAUAUAUGCCUAUAGUCACAGCACAGAAGAGAAUAAGGAAACAAGGGUGACCUCCUGGACAGCCUGGGCUAUAGUGUAAACCCUGUCUCAAAAACACAAACAUGAAUGUCCAAAGUACUGUUAACUUAAAUUCCUGGUAUGAUGAGCAACACAGGCUUCU